Molecule: messenger RNA, 4898 nt
Organism: Bombyx mori (domestic silkworm)
Lineage: Eukaryota; Metazoa; Arthropoda; Insecta; Lepidoptera; Bombycidae
Product: toll-like receptor 6
Exons: 1
Coding region: 216-4247 (1343 amino acids)
Biological process (GO): signal transduction
Molecular function (GO): protein binding
Source: RefSeq, a predicted model, not a curated record
AAACUUCGUAGGUCAGUUACCGACCGACCGCAAGGGAGCAUGGCUGCGUUCAAAGUUUUAGCGCGAUCUCAAAUUCUCUGUUUACAUACGUUGUAGAGCGCCUCGUAUUCAUUCAUAAACAUAGACUGAAAAUAAGCUGUGAACUGUUAAAAAGUUUUUUGAAGUUCAGCAUUGUGUUAAAUAAGUGACUAAAUGUACUGUAUAAUUGUGAAAAUAUGAUUAUAAACUUUCGUGGAAUGGAUUCGUUAAAAGUUUGGAUAUGUUUCGUUGUGGUGGCGACUGCGCGCGCACAUACCGCGCCGCCCGCCCCCACCGGCUGCCAGUGGGACUAUUCGGACCCAAAGUUGAGUGAAUCAAACUUUCUCACGUGUAAUAUCAAAACCAUCGGCUCAGUGGAUUUUUUAUUUAAAAACAUAACAACAGCACAGGCGUACAAUGUAAAUAAAUUAAAGCUUACGUGUACUGAUUUACUUUUCUUCGAAAGCUCUCUGCAUAUGAAUACGGGCAGUUUUUUGGGACAACUGCGAAAACUUGAAGACUUGCAUAUUGAAUAUUGUAAAAUUCGUUACGUCCCUGCAACAGUACUAUCGCCACUUCGUGAUUUAACGAGCCUAACUUUACGCUCUUUUAACAAUGAUUGGCCCGCGAUGACCAUGGAAUUUCACGCCGAAAGUUUUCGAGGAUUGAUGGAACUCCGAACGCUCGACCUUGGGGACAACAAUAUUUAUAUGCUGCCUUCGGAAGUAUUUUGCCCACUGUUCAGUUUAGAAAUUUUGAACCUGACUAAUAAUAGAAUACAAGACAUUUCCGAAAUUGGCUUUUCGGACUGGGGUAAAGGACCCAUAGCACCGGGUAAAUCAUGCAACACCGGUUUGAAAACACUGGAUUUGUCUCGCAACAAUAUUUUGAGACUUCCCGAUAAUGGUCUCUCAAGUCUUAGAUCGUUGGAGGUUUUGAAUAUCCAGAAUAACUUAAUCAAUGAAAUCUGUGACAGAGCCUUUGUUGGAUUGAACUCAUUAAAAAUUCUCAACUUGUCGGGGAAUAAGUUAGUUGCAGUACCUCCAGAACUAUUUCAAUCAUCGCGAGUUAUUAGAGAAAUCUCAUUAGGAAAUAAUUCGCUAUCCGUUUUGGCGCCAGGAUUACUUGAAGGACUGGAUCAACUGGAAAAAUUAGAUUUAUCAAGAAAUCGUCUUACAAAUGAUUGGGUCAACAGAGACACUUUUGCUGGCCUUAUUCGCUUAGUCAUUUUAAAUCUUUCGUAUAACUUGCUUGCACGAAUCGAUCCGAAAUCUUUUCAUGAUUUGAACAACUUACAAGUACUAAACUUGGAUAACAAUGCAAUAGAAACUAUCAGCAACGGUGCUUUCGCUGAACUAAGAAAUCUACAUCAACUUUCAAUAUCUGAUAACAAGCUCAAAUCUUUGAAUGAGUAUGUUUUUUCAAAUUUGUUUGUAUUGAGUCAGCUAUAUCUCGAUAAUAAUCAGAUUUCUUCUAUUCACGAACGUUCUUUUGAAAACAUAACUUAUCUUCAAGACUUGGGUUUGAACGGAAAUAGUUUAAGCGUGAUUCCUGAUGGCAUUAAAAGAUUAAGGUUUUUGAAAUCAUUAGACAUUGGUAAAAACAACAUCACAAAGGUAACGAACACAUCAUUUGAAGGAUUGGAAGAAUUAUACGGACUAAGGCUUGUUGAUAAUUACAUAUCUAGUAUUCCUAAAGACACGUUUAGCACAUUGCCUUCUUUACAACUUUUAAAUUUAGCUUCAAAUAAAAUUGAAACUAUUGAGCAAGACGCUUUUGUUUCAAAUCCUACAUUAAAAGCGAUUAGGUUAGACGGUAAUAGCUUAACUGAUAUUCGAGGCGUUUUUAAUAAGCUAAGUACUCUCGGCUGGCUUAACAUAUCCGAAAAUAGACUUAUUUAUUUUGAUUACAGUUAUAUUCCAGAUAAUUUAGAAUGGCUAGAUUUACAUAGCAAUAACAUUACGAAAUUAGAAAAUGAAAAAAACGUUCAACGCAAUAUUAGAAUGCUCGACGCGAGUUUCAACGCUUUAGAAAAUGUCGAUGCACUGUCGAUACCUGAUUCUAUUGAGAACCUUUUCUUAAAUAAUAACAAAAUUCACACGAUACAUCCAGGUACGUUUUUACAAAAACGGGAUUUAGAAAAAGUUGUCGUUACAGAUAAUAAAUUGCGAACUGUCGAACUAUCAGCGUUUACUUUGCCUCAUAUACCAAAGCAUAAAACGUUGCCAAAUUUUUUCAUUGCAAAUAAUCCGUUUGUAUGCAAUUGUCACAUGAUUUGGCUGCAAAAGAUUAAUCUUUGGAAUCAUAUGCGGCAAUACCCUAGGUUCAUGGAUUUAGAAUCGGUGAUGUGUGAAGUUGUUAAUAAUAAAUAUGGCGGGAAAGCGAAUUUGGUGGACGUACCAGAAACUCAAUUUCUUUGCUCAUAUGAAACUCAUUGUUCCUCAAAUUGUUUUUGUUGUGAAUUUGAAGCCUGUGAUUGCAAAAUGACUUGUCCUGAGGGCUGUUCUUGCUUUCACGAUAGUAACUGGAAUUCGAACGUUAUUGAUUGUUCAAAUGUGGGCUAUACAGAAAUUCCAGAAAAAAUACCAAUGGACGCUACUGAACUAUAUUUGGAUGGUAAUGACUUUGGGGCUCUCGGAAGUCAUCUUUUUAUAGGCAAAAAGAAAUUACAUAAAUUAUAUUUAAACAACAGUAAUAUCGCCAGUAUUGAUAAUGACACUUUAAAUGGCCUUCAUUCUUUAAAUAUUCUCCACUUAGAAAACAAUCAUCUGGUAGAAUUGUCUGGUGGUGAAUUUUCACAAAUAAAGCACUUAAGAGAGUUAUAUUUAAACGAUAACCUAUUAAAAAGUGUUCCUAACAAAACAUUUGAAGUGUUGUCAUCCUUAAGGACUGUUUAUUUACAAGAAAAUAAGAUUUUUGACUUAGACAAAAAGUUGAGUCACAUCAUGCACUUGGACAACGUUAAUGUUCGUGGUAAUGUAUUCACAUGCACGUGUGAUAACAUUGCUUCUUUACAAAAUUGGUUAAAGAAAAUUCACGAAGAUCCACUAGAAGUGUUUUGUGUCGAUGAAAAUCAGUUGAUUUCCAAUCUAACUGUAUUUGAUGCGAUCGACAAAUGCCAUGGCUCGAAUGUAAUGGACAAUACCGUUCCCACUGAGAACCAGCCAUAUCAGUACGAUGAAGUAAGCACGAUUAAAUUGAACUUUGUACCACUUUUAGCUGUCGUUUUAAUAAGUGUGAUUCUCAUUUUAUUAUUCGGUGCUUUAGCAUUUUCCUUCAGACAAAAUGUACGACUAUGGGCCCAUUCUAAAUAUGGAGUACGACUGUUUAAAAGUGCAUCCAUACAAGAAAGCGAACUCGAUAGGGAUAGGUUAUAUGAUGGGUAUGCUGUAUAUAGUUUAUUAGAUGAUGAUUUUGUAUCGAAAGUGGUUGCACCAGAAAUGGAACACUCUGGCUAUACAAUGUGUUUUCAUUACAGAGACUUGCAACAUGGCCCGGAUAAUUAUUUAUGUGAGCAAAUAACAAAUGCUGCUGAAUCGUCUAAAAGAAUUUUAGUGUUCGUUUCAUUCAAUUUUCUACAAAACGAAUGGUGUAAAGCAACUUUUAAAGCGGCAAUCAAACAUGUAAUUACUACCAUUCACCCGUCUAUCAGACGGCAUAGAGUUGUAUUUAUUUUGACUACGGACGUUAGCGCAUUAAAUUUAGAUGUAGAUUUUCAAAGCUACUUAAAAACAUGCAACGUCUUAUUAUGGGGCGAAAAGAAGUUUUGGGAAAAAAUUAGAUUCGUUAUGCCAGAUAUUUCUAAUUUACAUUGGAACAAAGAUACAAUGAAUUACAAUCAUGGUAUUUGUCCAAACGCAAGAAGGCAUCCUUCUAGAUAUACCGCUUCACCUACUGCGCCAGAACAUUGGUAUAAGUAUGAUGCAAUUCCACCUCAAACUCCUACAACUGCUAACGUAGGUAUUAAUAUUGAAGAUGACACUUCUAUGUUGACAAAUACAACUUUAACGAGUCAAGUUCAAGAUGGAGAGAAUUUGCAUCACAGCUACAUAUCUAUUGAUACUCAAAAUUACGAACAACCAUACGGCGGUCGGCCUAGGCCUCCUAAUACAUUACGCAAACAUCCCGAUCAUCACUCUCCCUCGAUAUUAGAUGAACAGGGUUACUUACAACCACGAUCGUCUGUUCACGAUUGCCUGCCACAAACUCAUUCAGUCUUGCACAGAUGAUAAGAUGGUUUUAAACACCUCUAAUCUUGAAAAGAUAUAACAUAAUGGAACCGCACAUUCCAAGCACGUGUGUAAGCUAAACUGCUUUUUUGGGUUUGGCCUUAUUCAAACUUAAAAGGUGAUAAGCUUACAAAAGCAUUUUAGAUAAUCGUGCUAAUUUUAAUGACUUUGUUCCUUGUUAGACGAUGAUAUAAAUAUAUGAUGAUUUUAAGAGACUGUAAUACUGCAACAAUAUAUAUUUACUAGCCAAGGAAUAUAAUGCAUUAUAUACGAAGCACUGUUAUACUUCUAAGCAACUGUAUUUUAUGUAUUCAUGUUGUUGUAAUUAAGACUGAUAUGAUGUCGUGUUUGUAUUGCCAGUAGAAGAUAUUGUAUUUAAUAGUAUUUUGCUAUAGUGUAUAUCUCGUUGUUACCAAAUAUAUUGUAGAUAAACAUUGUAAAUAUUUUUGUGUAUAGUAUAACUAGUCAUUAGCUAGGAAUUGAAAAGUGGGAAGUUUGUAAUUAAGAACGCCACACACUAUGUAGGUAAGCGUUUUAGAUUAUCGUACAAGUUAUUUAUAAGCAAACAAUGAUAAUAAAUGUUUUAUAUGUAAAUAACUACAAAAAAACUGUUGAACUUAAAUUAUAAUAAAUGAAUAUCUUGAACAUUUA